AUGCGCCCCGUUCAAGUCGUUGUCUCUCUUGCCGCCGCGGUCCGGGCCGCCGACUGCGAGCCCUUCCCGGCGUCCAUGCUCGCCUUCUCAUCCGGGUUCAAGCAGCCGCCGCCCCCGACGGUGAAGCCCGAGUUCACGGCCAACUUUGUCCAGCACAAGUGGGACGAGACUCUCUCGCACAUCAUGACGGGCUACAUCCGCAACUCGCCCUCCGACAAGCUCGUCCGCGUGCACGAGGCCUUCGACGACGCGCUCGCCUCGUCGCUCUUUGACUUUUCCAACGUCACGGCCGACGGGCUCGUCGACAACACGCUCACCACGUACAGAGACAAUGCGACGCAGCCGGAUGUGUGGCGCGACUACGUCAACACGAAUUACCCGCUGUUUGCGGGCGACAUGCUCGUCCAGGCGGGCGCCGUGUUUGGCGGCCUUGUCGAGCGGCGCUUCGUCGACGGGCGCGUGGCGGCUUGGAAUAUCAUGUAUCAGGGCGCGAUCCCGGUGACGGUGUUUGUGAAUGACUGCGGCGUGGUGGUCGGGUAUGACUACUUUUCGCCUGGGCGACGCACGCGGGUCGUCACCGAGUUUUUCAACAUUGAGGCUGCCUGA
Purpureocillium lilacinum is the source of this 606-nucleotide messenger RNA. RefSeq lists its product as uncharacterized. The record is from RefSeq and is a predicted model, not a curated record. NCBI's taxonomy places the organism in Eukaryota, Fungi, Ascomycota, Sordariomycetes, Hypocreales, Ophiocordycipitaceae.